This is a messenger RNA of Tinamus guttatus (white-throated tinamou), 2303 nucleotides long. RefSeq names its product enoyl-CoA hydratase and 3-hydroxyacyl CoA dehydrogenase (gene EHHADH). The record is from RefSeq and is a predicted model, not a curated record. Gene Ontology annotation, biological process: fatty acid beta-oxidation. Gene Ontology annotation, molecular function: NAD+ binding; (3S)-3-hydroxyacyl-CoA dehydrogenase (NAD+) activity. Gene Ontology annotation, cellular component: peroxisome. Lineage: Eukaryota; Metazoa; Chordata; Aves; Tinamiformes; Tinamidae.
AUGGCGCAGUACGUGCGCGGCCCCUCCGCCGUGGCCAUCAUCCGCCUGCGCAACCCGCCCGUCAACGCGCUGAGUUUCACAGUUAUCGAGGCGUUGGAGGAUGGACUCAAGAGAGCAACUGCAGAUCCUUCAGUCAAAGCUGUUGUGAUCUGUGGUGAAAAUGGGAAAUUCAGUGCAGGAGUUGACAUCCACACGUUUUCCUCUGCGGAGGAGACGCGGCGUGCGGGCCUGCCUGCCUUCAUCUCCGUCAUAGAAAGCACCGAGAAGCCCGUGGUGGCUGCCAUCGAAGGCAUUGCCUUGGGUGGAGGCCUGGAAGUGACACUUGGCUGCCACUACCGCGUGGCACACGUGCAGGCACGGCUGGGGCUACCAGAGGUCACCCUGGGGCUCCUUCCAGCUGCUCAAGGCAGUCAGCGCCUGCCCCGACUGAUUGGCUUACCAGCAGCUCUGGAUAUGAUCACAACAGGGAAACAUAUUCCAGCAGCAGAGGCACUGAAGCUGGGCCUGGUUGAUGAAGUUGUGGAAGGAGACACAGUGGAGGCAGCAAUUCGCUUGGCAAACAAAGUGAUCGGCCAGCCGCUGGCGCCGCGCCGGCUCAGCCUGAGGACGGUGCCGAGUCUGCCCAACGCGGACGCCGUUUUCAGCCAGGCUCUCGCGAGGGUGAAGAAGCAGGCCCCCGGCUACAUGGCUCCGGAGUUCUGCAUCCGGGCCGUCCGAGCGGCAAUGGAGCUGCCCUUCGCAGAGGGGCUCCUCAAGGAGCGGGAGCUCUUCACCGUGCUGCUGACGUCGGGCCAGGCCCGCGCGCUGCAGUACGCGUUCUUCGCCGAGAGAGCCGUGGACAAGUGGACGACGCCCUGGGGCACCUCCUGGAAGAGCGCGUCGCCUCAGCCCAUCCGGCGGGCAGCCGUGCUAGGGCUGGGAACGAUGGGCCAAGGCAUCGUCAUUUCUCUGGCCAGGGCCAACAUUCCGGUGGUGGCGCUGGAGCAGGAUCAGGAGCAUCUGGACAAGGGCAGAAAAGCAGUGGUGGCCGUUUUGGAACGCGAGGCUUCAAAAAUGAAGAAGGGCACCCGCGCCCCGGACUUCCAUGACCCCGCGCGUCUCCAGUUCACUCUGGAUUUCAAGGCAUUGCGGGAUGUAGAUCUCGUUAUUGAGGCUGUGUUUGAGAACAUGGCUCUGAAGAAGGAAAUAUUCCGCAAGCUCUCUGAGAUCUGCAAGCCGAGCGCCUUCCUGUGCUCCAACACGUCAGCCCUGAGCAUUGAUGAGAUAGCUUCCGCCACGCGCCGCCCCGAGCAGGUCAUCGGCACGCACUUCUUCGCCCCUGCUCACAUCAUGAGGCUGCUAGAAAUCAUCUACGGGCGCCAGACGUCCCCCACCACCAUUGCCACCGCUGUGCGGCUCGCAAAAACACUGAAGAAAGUUGGAGUGGUGGUAGGGAAUUGCCAUGGGUUUGUCGGGAACCGAAUGAUGUUUCCUUACGGGGAACAGGCAGUGUUCCUUUUAGAGGAAGGAAGUACACCAGAAGCCGUAGAUAAGGUUAUUGAAGAUUUUGGGUUCAAGGUCGGACCUUUCCGAAUGUCUGACCUCUCAGGGCUGGAUGUGGGCUGGAGCUCCCGCAAGGAGCAGGGUCUCACUGGAGCCUCAGUGCCUCCAGGAACGCCUGCCCGCCAGCGGGGCGGCCGUCGCUACAGCCCCCUGCCCGACAUCCUGUGCGAGAAGGGCAGGUUCGGCCAGAAGACCGGCCAGGGCUGGUAUCAGUAUGAGAAGGCGGGGGGCAGGACACCUAAGCCUGACCCGUGGUUUCACAACUUCCUGGCUGAGUACAGGGCCACCCACCACAUCAAGACCCGCUUCAUAGACCAGGAGGAAAUCCUGGAGCGUUGUCUGUUUCCCCUCAUCAAUGAGGGCUUUAAAAUCCUGGGGGAGGGAAUAGCUUCGGGCCCGGAGCACAUUGAUGUGAUUUAUCUCAAUGGCUACGGGUGGCCAAGGCACGUGGGUGGCCCCAUGUUGUACGCCUCUACCGUUGGGCUGCCUCGCCUCCUGGAAAAGCUCCAGAAAUACUCGGAGGCUCACCCGGAUGUUCCCAGCCUGCAGCCCAGCGCCUUCCUGAGGAAGCUGGUCGCUGUGGGGAACCCUCCCCUCAAGGAGUGGAUGUCUUACGCGGGCCAGCAGAGAAACAAGCUGUGAUUUCGAGGACGGCCCUGCUAUAAAUUCAAUGGCCGCUGAUCUCAUGAAGCAGGUGCUGUAAUUGCACUGUCUUUUCCAAUCAACGCCAAAGGGCUGCAGGCUCCUGAGCAAUAUUCCUG